AUGUUAUCUGGCCCUUCUGUGGGCAAAUCUAUAAGCAUUAAGGAAGUUGUAGAGGAACCAAUAGAAAAACACCCAGAGGAGCUUGAGAAGGCAAAAAGUUCUAUUGAUAUGUCAAACAAGGAGAAGGAAGAGGAAGUGAAAAAAUUAGAUCCAGGUGUAGUCACUAUUCCCUGCAAAGUUGGAACCAUCAAAUUCACUAAAGCACUAUAUGAUCUGGGGGAAACCGUUAACCUGAUGUUGUUGACUAUUUAUAAAAAGUUGGGCCUGGGGAAUCCCAUACCUACCAACAUGAGGCUGGUGAUGGCUGACAGAUCAGUAAAGCGACCUAUUGGCAUUCUGUAUGAUGUGUUGGUAAAGGUCUCAAAUUUCAUAUUCCCUACAGAAUUUAUCAUUUUGGACUGUGAGGUGGACUUCGAGGUGCCCAUAAUCUUAGGUCGACCUUUUCUCACAACUGGAAGUAUAUUGAUUGAUUUGAAAGCGAAUAAGCUCUUAUUCAGGGUGAAUGAUAAAGAGGAUGUGGUCAGAAUUGAACAGCUUGUUAUUGAGCCAUUAGCCACGAUUGUGAUAAACUAUGAUAGGGAAGGCAUUGAAGAGUAUGAAGAGAUAUUUUGUGCCCUGAAUAGCCUAGGCUCAUAUUCUCAUGAUCCUAAAAACCUUGACCUUAAUCUAGCUAAUCGACCAACACCACCAGCCAAGCCAUCUAUUAAAGAACCUCCGAUGUUAGAAUUGAAGGAGCUACCUGGUCACUUACGAUAUGUGUUUUUGGGGAAAGAAAUUAUGCUACCUAUUAUGAUUGCAGUUGAUUUGGAAGAACGAAAGGUAAAUGCACUUAUUUCAGUACUUUAG
Molecule: messenger RNA, 846 nt
Organism: Capsicum annuum
Lineage: Eukaryota; Viridiplantae; Streptophyta; Magnoliopsida; Solanales; Solanaceae
Exons: 3
Coding region: 1-846 (281 amino acids)
Source: RefSeq, a predicted model, not a curated record